Messenger RNA from Pundamilia nyererei, 498 nucleotides. RefSeq names its product radial spoke head 14 homolog (gene rsph14). The transcript is spliced from 2 exons. NCBI's taxonomy places the organism in Eukaryota, Metazoa, Chordata, Actinopteri, Cichliformes, Cichlidae. The record is from RefSeq and is a predicted model, not a curated record. Gene Ontology annotation, molecular function: protein binding. Bases 12 to 425 code for a protein of 137 amino acids.
ACAGCGUUCCCAUGGACGGGAAGCGACAGGUCUGCGAGGAUGCCGAGGUCCUUCCUGUCCUCGUCGGUCUUCUACGGGACAAAGACGUGGAGGUUCAAGCCAACGCUGCAGGAGUCAUCAUGAACACCGUCAUCAUUACCACCGGUAAGCAGCGGUGCCUGGACCUGGACGUCCUCCCCGUCCUCCUUGGCCUGCUGUCUGAGAAGCACGGGGACGAUGACGAGGAGGAGAUGAAGAAGAGGAGGAAGGCCCUCAUCAUGUACGUCCUUCGUGCGCUCACCUCAUUGGCUGAGGCUCCUAACGGCCGCCGCCUCCUCCUGGAGCAGCUCCCCCUGCUGGAGAAGAAGGCUGAGGCUGCGGAGGUGGACCAGGACAUCCGGCGGGCCACUCAGACCGCCAUCCAGGUCAUCACCUGGACUCCAUGACCUCUGACCUCCAGAGGUCUCAUGGAGUAAGAAAAUAAAAAAGCAAAACUCAUCACACAUUUUCUGAUGUCAU